Messenger RNA from Maudiozyma saulgeensis, 2709 nucleotides. The record is from the annotation of a GenBank genome assembly. Lineage: Eukaryota; Fungi; Ascomycota; Saccharomycetes; Saccharomycetales; Saccharomycetaceae.
AUGGAUAGGCCUUCCUUCCUUGAUCAAUCACCACCAAUAGGAUACGUGCCCGGACUUGGCAGAGGUGCGAAUGGGUUUUCGGUUCGUGGUGAUAAAUUCCAACGUAAAGUUCCAGUCAGAUUGCAAGAUGGGAAAAGUAAAGAAUUGAAGAAGAAUAAUGUGGUUAAUGAUGUAGCUCAAUCUGAAGAAGAUGAAGCUUUGAAGAUCUUUUCUAUUAUUGAUUUAAAACGUAAUGGAAAUAAAUCCACGAAGAUUGAAAAUACAUUCCAAGAUUCCCUUAAUGAAGGAUAUAAAUUCAAAGAUUUAAAAAGAAACCUAGGUUCAAUUUCAGCGGAACAAUGGCUAAACAUACCUGAGGCUAGUGAUUUUACAAGAAGAAACAAAAGGAAUAGACUAGAAGAACAACUUAAUAGGAAAACUUACGCUGCACCAGACAGUCUCAUAUCACAGAAUGUUAAUUUAACAAAACUUACUGAGGAGCGUGAAAAAUUACUAGAAAAGACAUUAGAUACAAAUAUUAAAGGAAAAUUUGGAAAUACUGAUAUCAAUACUUUGAGUGAGUCGCAAUCCUAUUUAAACCAGUUAGAAAUCAUUAGUAAUACGACUAAUGAGACACAACUUGAAGAUUUGAAAAAGAUGCGUUUAGUUUUUCAAUCAUAUAGAAAAGCAGACCCCAAGAAAUCAGAAGGUUGGAUUGCCUCAGCAAGAUUAGAAGAAAAAUGUAGGAAAAUGGAGCAAGCCAGAAGAUUGAUCGAAGAAGGUUGUGAGAAUUGCCCACAUGAUGAAGAAAUAUGGUUAGAGAGUAUACGUUUGCAUUCUUCAGAUAAUCAGAAAUGUAAAAUAAUUGUUACGACUGCCAUCAAAUUUAAUUAUAAUUCAAUAAAAUUAUGGUUGAAAGCAAUAGACUUAGAAAAUGAGAAAAUUAAUAAAUAUAGAAUAGUCAGGAAAGCUUUAGAGGAAGUUCCAACUAGUACGGAAUUGUGGAAUCUAGCCGUUGGGUUUGAACAGGAUAAGAACGAAAAGAUCAAUAUUUUAAGAAAGGCCUUGGAAUUUGUACCGGAGAGCAUCCAUCUAUGGACAACAUUAAUUAAAAUUGAGGAGUAUACAGAGGCUAAAAUAUCGUUGAAUAAAGCUAGGAAGGCAAUUCCAAACAAUAUAAAAGUAUGGCUCCUGGCUAUUGAACUAGAGGAGACACAUGGCGACAAAAAUAUAUCUGUAUCCAAGUUGAUUAAAAUACUAAAUAAGGGAUUUGAACAACUAUUACACAGUAAUAUCUCCGUAACCUUCGAAGAUGCUUUACGUAUCUCAAAAGAAUUUGAAACUAGUAAUAAAGGAAAAUGUGAAAAAUCACUCGAUGCACUUGCACAAGUAAUAUUAUUACGAACAACGGAGGGGCAAGGUCACAACAUUGAUAAUAAGAAGCUAAAGAUGCUUUUGAAAUUUGAUGAUUCUCUUACGAAAUUAUGCCUUAUUAAACAAAUGGUGAUAGUUAACCACGAUAGACUCAGCCUUUGGAAUUCACUAAAAGAAAUUUGUGAAAAACUUGGACGUAUAAACGAUCUCUAUAGUACGUUUGAACAUGUCUUAUUCAAUAAAGAUGAAACUGAUCAGAACAAAGUGUUAGAAUCAAAUUCUAAGUUGGUACUGGUGUAUGCUAAAGAGAUAUGGAAGGGAAGUAACGAUAUUAAGAAGGCUUUAGAUAUAAUGGAUAAAAGUUUGGUCGUAAUACCUGAUAAUCUUGAUAUUGUAGCUGCAAAAGCAAAAUUAUUAUGCCAGAGCAAACAAUUUGAUGCUGCCGGCUUAUUGUUUAAAGAAAAGAUUAAUCAAAUGAUCGAAGAAGAAAAUAUUUUAAACAAAUCUGGGUUGGAUAGACUAGCCCAUAAGUAUGUGAGUUUCCUAAGAUAUAAAAGUGAAAAUGAAUUAGCAAUUACAUUACUUUUAGAUAAAUUCAUUCCAUUGUUUCCAAAUUUUUACAAGCUAUACCUACAAUUGGCGCAAAUAUAUUGUGAUCUCAAAAACUACAAUGAUGCAAGGUCAAUAUUAAUUAAGGGUAUUGAGAAAAUCUCAUGUAAUAAUAAAUCAAAUAGUCAUAAUGCAUUACUAUGGAUAGAGAUUUCCAAAAUAGAAGAAAUUGCGAUGGAAAAACCCACAAAAGCUCGUGCAACAUUAGAUGUGGCUCUAAUUAAGAAUUCUGGGAAUUCCAUGAGUGAAAUAAUGAUUCAUGUAGCAAAGAUACAGUUAGAGAAAAGAACCCAAAAUAAAGACCAAGCGCGACUCCUUGUUUCCCAGGGCCUUAAAACUUUUCCAAACAGUGAGUUACUGUGGACAGAGAAUAUUACAUUAUUAGAUGCCAAACGUACGUCACAAAAGAAGACAAUGUUUCAAGAUGCAUUAAGAAAUACAAAGAAUAAUUAUCUUGUAAUGUUAGAAAUUGGUAAGACUUUUUAUAAGGAAUCUCAAUAUGCAACAGCCAUCAAAUGGAUAGAGAGGGCUACCAAAGCUAACCCAAACUAUGGUGACUCUUGGAUAUGGAAUUACCGUUGUGAAAAGAAAUUGAAUAGAGAUACAAACGGAAUUAUUCAAAAAGUGACAUCCAUUGAACCAGCUUACGGACCAGAAUGGAUUUCUGUUUCAAAGAAUCCUUCCUCUCAAUACUUUAGAAGCCUGGAAAUCCUUAAGACGCUCACUUACGUGACGGAAAUGCAGUAG